AUGCCAGCGAGAUCGGAAAAUACAAGCCGCGGUACUAAGCGAAGCGCCACGACAUCUGAAAGCUUGUCGGAGGCACAUAACAGCCACAGCCACAGCACUGGAUGGGAAAGUCGAGCAAGUAGCACAGCGAGCGAUCGUUCUGGAUCCGAGAAUGUCAAGUACGAAAGAUUGGAUAAAGCUGGGACAGGCUUUCUAUCCGACGUUCAUGUAAAUCUCCAGUUAGAUACCUAUAUCGUGUACUUCUCAACGUUCUUGAAGGUUUACAGAAAGAUCGUCGAUGGUGAACCUCGUGAGAAAGUUGCUGUAAAGCAAGAUAAACCAGAAUGGGCCCAUCGCUCGGCACAAGAGAAUGAAUGGAAAGCUCUCGAGAUCUUGAAACAGAGGUUGAACGAUUCGGCGUUCGAAUUCAUCAUGAAAUUUCAUCGGAAGCAAACUAUUAAUGAAGUCCCUAGUUUGAUACUUGAGUACCUUGAAGGUGGUGACAUUCAAGACUAUGUGGUCCACGCACCUCCUAGCGAAGAGAAAGAAAGAAAUGUAGCGGGAUGGAUAAGAGACGUGCUAGUUGCGCUUGUUUUCAUCCACUCCGCGGAUGUUAUUCACAGGGACAUUAAGCCAGCCAACACGGUGCGCACAGACAAGGAAGGAAGUCGAGUCAAACUCGUUGAUUUUGGAUCUGCUGGACGUUUGGAAGGCCCUGAUAGAACAUCAAUUUCACGUGGAUCGUUCGAAUAUCGCAGCCCUGAGGGUCAUCUGUCCAACCCGAUAACUGAAAAAGCAGAUAUGUUCACGCUUGGGUCAGCGACGUACGAGAUGCUCACGGGCAAACAAGCAUUUCCUCGUCGUCCUGGAGAGGGUCUGCGGGACGUAGCAAUGUUAGAUAGGAUCCAGAACGAAGAGCCAUUUUAUGAUCCCGCCGCGUUCGGUAAUUAUUCUCGGGAAGCUCUGGCGUUCACUAAAUAUCUGUUAUUGAAGAACCCUGACGACAGGCCAGAUGCGAUGAAGGCUCUAAGUCAUGAGUGGUUCAAGAAGUUCGAUAUUGAUCCGAUAGUCAAGCUGGGUGACUCUUGGUGGCUGAAAGAUGAGUGGAAGGCAGCGAAGCAGAACCUCAACAAGGCUAUACAGGAUCCUAAGAAAGCGUCGACGUUUCCGCAAGAUGGUGUUAAGUCCACAUGUGCAGAUAAAAAUGCGUAA
Molecule: messenger RNA, 1191 nt
Organism: Fomitiporia mediterranea MF3/22
Lineage: Eukaryota; Fungi; Basidiomycota; Agaricomycetes; Hymenochaetales; Hymenochaetaceae
Product: kinase-like protein
Exons: 8
Coding region: 1-1191 (396 amino acids)
Biological process (GO): protein phosphorylation
Cellular component (GO): cytoplasm
Molecular function (GO): protein serine/threonine kinase activity; ATP binding
Source: RefSeq, a predicted model, not a curated record